This is a messenger RNA of Acaulospora morrowiae, 912 nucleotides long. The record is from the annotation of a GenBank genome assembly. NCBI's taxonomy places the organism in Eukaryota, Fungi, Glomeromycota, Glomeromycetes, Diversisporales, Acaulosporaceae.
AUGUAUUCAGUCCUUCCAGCUGGGCAUUAUUCAAAAACUUCUGAAACAGAUGUAAAAGAAUCUAGAAAAUCUCAAGGUAUGAAAGACUGGCAGAAAAAGCAUCGAAUGCAAAAGACUAAAGGUAUUAAGAAAUGUGUAGUUAAGAGAGAGCUUCAGCAUAAUAACUUUUUAGAAUGUCUUAGGACUAAGAAGCUAACCCGACAUGAUAUGUAUGGUCUCCACAGUUAUGAUCACGAAAUAUAUUUGGAACAAGUAAAUAAAAUUGGGCUAAAUCCAUAUGAUAAUAAGCGUUGGAUUCUAUUAGAUGAAGAGAAUACAAAGCGCGAUGCUAGAGUUGAGGAACUAGAGCAAAAGAAUAUAGAGCUUGAGACCAGACUUGCUAUAUUAGAGCAGGGAGAAAAAGGUAUUUCUACAAAAGAUGUUUCGCAAUCUCCAGUAGAUUCCAACAAUACUCAGGCAUCUAAUAUACCUGAUAAUACUUCAAAUUCUAGUAUUACUCCUGAACGAAUAGAAAAUAGCUCUGAUAUAACAUCUGAUGAUGCAAAACAUCGAACCUCUAAUUCUUCUGAUACAUACCAGGAAAAGAAUAGCCGAUCCUCCACUGAGAGAAUAAGAGAAAAUAACCGGGAAAAGAAGCUUCAAGUACAAAACUUAUCUUCAAAUAAUAAUUCAUUAGCUCUAAAGGAGCGUCUCUCUGAGUCAUGUGAUAUAAAAAAAAUUCCUAAUACCUCUUUGCCGGUGGAGGAUCUUGACGAUUCUGAUGAAAUUGAGCUUAUUAAAAAUCAAAAUAUAGAAUUAGAUUUAAUACGAGAUUUGCGGAAUGAUAUGUUUAUUACAUUAUCCGAUCCCAUAGAAAUACCUUCCAAAGACAUCGUGGAUAAUGAAAAACCAAUAUCUAUUGAAUCCUCUUAA